This is a messenger RNA of Leucoraja erinaceus (little skate), 741 nucleotides long. RefSeq lists its product as uncharacterized. NCBI's taxonomy places the organism in Eukaryota, Metazoa, Chordata, Chondrichthyes, Rajiformes, Rajidae. Bases 1 to 741 code for a protein of 246 amino acids. The record is from RefSeq and is a predicted model, not a curated record. Gene Ontology annotation, cellular component: nucleus. Gene Ontology annotation, biological process: regulation of transcription by RNA polymerase II; cell differentiation. Gene Ontology annotation, molecular function: RNA polymerase II cis-regulatory region sequence-specific DNA binding; DNA-binding transcription factor activity, RNA polymerase II-specific. The transcript is spliced from 4 exons.
AUGGCGCAGCGAUUCCUAGACUUGCAGACCGAGACGGCGGGACUCAGUCCCCGAAGGGAGGACCUCUAUUUCCCGCAGGGACAGGUCGAGGGGGCAGAGCGAGCUCUCUGCCCCUUCCCUCCCCAUCCGCUACCCGGCGAGGAGCGGCGCGGCCCGGGGCAACCUGCAGACAGCGAGGCUUGGUCGGCAGACACCUCCAUGCUGGGCAACACCAUGGACUGCUGGCCUGAGUCGUACCCGAAGCCAUCGUCCCGUGAGCCUGUCGUAGCUGAGGCCGACCAGACUGAGGAUGGCACCAUAGCCUCGUGUUCUCAGCAUGAAGACAACGCCCACAACUUGGUGUCGGGAGCCGACUCCUGGAACGGUUUGCGUUGGCUCGGGGCGAGGCCGGAAUCCUGGGUGGACGCGGCCAAGGAGAACGGCUCCAACACGGGGCAGCAGCAGCAGCAGCAGCAGACGGUGUCGAAGAGGACCAAGGGGCGCACCACCUUCAGCGGCGACCAGCUGCGAGUCCUGCAGCAACGCUUCCACCUGCAGCGUUACGUCUCCGCAUCCGAGCGGCAGGAGCUGGGACAUGUGCUGGGGAUGAGCAGUCAACAGGCAGUUCCAGCUGCCCAGGGUGAUCUCACACCUUGGAGGUGUUGCAUUUCUGAGCAUUGUUGUGCCUGGCCUUGGAAUCUGUACCUGGCUGCUUGUACCUGCAGAAUCCUUUGUUAUGCAGCCCACCUUGAGGACGUGUGA